CGGAGUCAGGGUUGUCAAUACACCCCGUCCCGCCAUGAGCGACCAGAAAGAGCGAAUGGUCCCCGCGGACAGGUCCAACUGGAACGCCAUCCUUAAGUGGUCCAUGGCGCAGCAAGGGGACGGCACGUCGUCAGAGCCCGCGCGCGAGAUCUCGGAGGAGGACAGGCGGUGGCUCCUCGACGCCAUGGCGAGCGGGUUCAUAGACGAGAUUAAGCGCAUGAAGGACAUCAUAGCCUGCAUCAGCGCCGGGAUCGAAGCGACGCACGAUGCCGAGGAGAUCGACGCGCGGGUGGAGCUCAUGGAGGAGCUGACGGACCGCGUGAGCGGCGUAGACAACGGCGGGGAUCUGCACACGCUGGGAGGCUUGGAGCCCCUCGUGCGGUACGUGGCGUCGUCGCCGCACGCCAGGCUACGCGCCGCCGCGGCGGAGGUGCUCGGCACGACGGUACAGAACCACCCGAAGGCGCAGGAAGCCGCGCUGGGAUGCGACGCGAUGGAUCCGCUGCUGCGCAUGGCCGCGGGCGAGGGAGACGACGCGCCGCCCACCGACGCCGCCCAAGCCGAAUCCACCACCACCGCCCAAGGGGACGCGUCCGAGGGGACGAAGGAGCUCGUCAAGGCUCGCGUCAAGGCUCUAUUCGCGCUCUCGUGCCUCCUCCGAGGAUGUACAAGGGCCCAGGAGGCGUUCCAGCUCGGCGACGGCUUCGCGCUGCUGAAGAACUGCCUACGCGUGGACCACGCGCGGCUGCGAACGAAAGCGCUGCACCUGGCGAGACACCUGGCGACGCUGGACAUGAGGUUCAUGCGCGCGUGCGUAGACGCGGGGUACGUUCUCGCCGCCGCCGCGUCGCUCGCGGGCUCACUCCCUCGCGUGUUUGAUCGUGAUGCAGAUGCAGAUGCGAAUGCGGACCUUUCUGCGGAUGCGUUCACGGAGGAGGACAUCGAGAAGGGUCAGGUUCGGGAGGCUGCGCUGCGUCUCAUGGUGGACGUGGCGCGGAAGGUUGACUUUGACGCGGUGCCGAAGGCGGUGGACCACCUCCGGUCGGCGAUCGUCGUCAACGCCAUCAACGCGGUGGGUAAGGCGUAUACGCGCUUCGGCCGGGAGGAGAAGGAGACGUACAGGGACGAGAUGCAGCUCUGCGCGCAGCUGGCGAAGAUGUUCGAGUGAGCGUAGGCGGUAGCCGACGGGGAGUUGACGAAACGCUCCUCGACGGACGUUUUCGCGAAGAAAAUACUAGACUAUGUAUUC
Molecule: messenger RNA, 1249 nt
Organism: Micromonas commoda
Lineage: Eukaryota; Viridiplantae; Chlorophyta; Mamiellophyceae; Mamiellales; Mamiellaceae
Exons: 1
Coding region: 35-1168 (377 amino acids)
Source: RefSeq, a predicted model, not a curated record